GCCGGCGCCGCAGCCGGCCGACGGGACACACCGCCUCGCGGGAGGAGCGGCGGCGGCGGCGGGCGGACGGACGCCCUCACAGCACAGGAGCUGAAACUGACAGCCAUUCAUCAAAAUGCAGUGGAAUUUCAUUCGGACUGGCUCUCGGCUGGCAAAUGGGACAUGUUUGACAGGCCCCCGGGCUGGUUCCUUCUGGUACUGCCAGAGCGAAAGAGGACGUUCGGUCCUAGACGGUGCUGGAUGCGGGUUAGUCUGGGUUCACGGCCCUCAAAACCAGAGGCUCCACGUAGCUGCGGCCUUAUACGUCGCGAAGGAGAAGAAGCCACCGGAGGCUCAUCUUUCCCAGCCGGACGACUCUCAACAGAAACAGCAAGUGGAAGCGGUCUCGAAAGGGAGACCCGACCUUUCUCUCAACAAAACCCGAGGAGCUUCCAAAGACGCAGGAGAGGAGCUCGAUCCUUUACAAGACAAAUCGAUUAGUCUCUUCCAGCGAUUUAAGAAAACAUUUAGACAGUAUGGAAAAGUUAUGAUUCCAGUACACCUGUUGACUUCCAGUGUGUGGUUUGGAACCUUUUAUUAUGCAGCCAUGAAAGGAGUGAAUGUCAUUCCUUUUCUAGAACUCAUUGGGUUACCGGACAGCGUAGUAAACAUUCUGAAAAAUUCCCAGAGCGGAAAUGCGUUAACUGCAUAUGCCAUGUAUAAGGAAACAGCAACUUCAGACUGCUGCAACUGUUCCAUGCAUGCAAUUGCAACCCCUGCCCGAUACACCGUGACCCUGGGGGGAACAUCCAUCACCGUCAAAUAUAUGCGGAGCCGUGGCUACAUGUCAACCCCACCUCCAGUAAAGGAGUAUCUACAAGACAGGAUGGAGGAGACCAAGGACCUCAUCACCGAGAAAAUGGAAGAAACCAAGGAUAGACUGACUGGAAAAUUGCAAGAAACCAAAGACAAAGUUUCUUUUAAGAAAAAAGUGGAAUAGGAAUUUCCGGGCACCGUAGAGAAGCAAAGUCGUGCACUUUCACCCUUUGGAGACUAUGUCCGUGAGCCCCGACUCCUGAAUAUUCAUUUUGGCUGCCGGCCUUGAACCGCGCAUCUCCCAGGGGUUAAAGACUCCCAUCGAUCCUUUUAUAAAAGUCAGGUGUUACUUGGAAACUGACGGAAAUCAGUGUUUUGGGCCAGAGGGAACGAAUCCAGUGUUAGACUUUCACAUCUGCAGCAGCAGCAGUAUUUAUUAUUGGUGUUUGAUAGUCUGGAUACUUCUCCAAAAUCCGUAAUAUCACUUUGGCCGACCGCUCUAUUGCCCCCAGCACCGGGGGCAGGCGAGGCAAUCCGCUGCUGGGAUAUGGGCUUCCCUCACAGGGUGGGGACGCUGGGUCUUGACCUCCCGGUUAUCCGCUGGUCAGCCUUUAACUGCGUCCGGCUCUCAACUCGGGGGGCAACCUACUAGCGUCGGAGCUGCCAGUGAAGUCGUGGUGUGUGUGUGUGUUUUUUCUUUUUAACUGUGUCUCUAAAAUCAAAAUUCCUUCAGCCUAAAACAAAAAUAAAAACCCUAGCAAAAUGAGGGUGUUGUAAUAGCCAUAGAUCAUUAAAAAUUUUGAUUUUAUAAUAAUGAAUUAAGAUCAAGAACGUGUAUGCGAUCAAAUAAAACAUCGACUCUGUACAGAGA
This is a messenger RNA of Ornithorhynchus anatinus (platypus), 1666 nucleotides long. RefSeq names its product family with sequence similarity 210 member A (gene MIMS1). The transcript has 5 exons. NCBI's taxonomy places the organism in Eukaryota, Metazoa, Chordata, Mammalia, Monotremata, Ornithorhynchidae. The record is from RefSeq and is a predicted model, not a curated record. Bases 116 to 979 code for a protein of 287 amino acids. Gene Ontology annotation, cellular component: mitochondrion.